Molecule: messenger RNA, 1527 nt
Organism: Rotaria sp. Silwood2
Lineage: Eukaryota; Metazoa; Rotifera; Eurotatoria; Philodinida; Philodinidae
Source: the annotation of a GenBank genome assembly
AUGGCAUCUGAAAACAAUAGUUCUACUGAAGACAAAUCAUUUCUACCGAAGUUUAUCAAAUGGCCAUUAGAUAUGGGUUUGGAGGAUGAUGAAUUUAGAGCGGGUUAUCCAUUUCGUUCAACAACUCCAGUUAACUCAAAUGAUUUGUGUCAGAUGGAUAAUUUUAAUAUUAAUAAUAGCAAUAUGUCUACAAAUAGCUCUAUUAUGUUCAGCAGCCAACUUUCUGGUAGUAGCAAAUAUCAUCGAGAACAACAGUUCAAUCAAAUACUUGAGCAAUUAACAGUAGCGUCGAACGCAUUGAAUUACGAAGAACAGAUAACUGCAAUUGUGACCAUAUAUGAAAAUCUGAUGGUACCAUUAACAUUUACUCCGCCAACACAAUUUGAUUCAACAGUUCAUAAGAUAGAUCCUAUAGCACAAAAAUAUCUUGAACAAGCUAGUAAAAGCGUACAGCAUCUUGUUGCUAUCAAAACACUUGAUGAUGGCAAUUGUUUGUUCAAUUGCAUCACAUCCUUAAUGCCAAAUUCGGAUUUAUCUGCUGUUGAAUUAAGAGUACGAACUGUUGUCGAACUGAUUAAGAACAAGACUUACUAUAUAAACAAAUAUGCAUAUCUUAUCGGUCCUAUUGAUGAAGCUAUUCGAAGAGCAUGUAACAACAAUCAAUUCUCAGAGCUAUAUGAACUUGCUGCACUUGCCAAUGUGAUACAAUGUGAAAUUCGAAGUGUCUAUCCUUAUAUUGAUUACAGAGCUGAAAUGAAAAAUAUGAAUGCUAUUUAUAAACCUAUACAGUCAUCUACUCCAAUUCGUGGUUAUGUGAUUAUUUUCUGGACUAGUAGCAGGGACGAAGUAACAACAAGAUCACGUACUAAUAGUGGUGGCAUUUGGAGUCCUAACCAUUUUGUACCUCUUGUCAAGUAUGAUGAAAAUUUGAAUGUACUAGAUGACAACCAAACUCCAGAGAAAACAACGACAAAAAAUAAUCAGACGUCUUUAAUUCGAACUCCUGAUUUUUCAUCAACUCGUGAUGUUCGAAAACGUUUUAACUCUUCUACAGAAUUAUCAUCUUCAUUUCAACAAUUAUUGACAAAUUCAAAAAGCUUAGAUGCAGAACGAAAGCAUCGAGAGAGAAUAGAAGAGAAUGAACAGCAACGAAAUGAGCGUCUUGCUCGGGAUCAAUUACACAAAAGAAUUAUGAGAGCGACAGAAAAUGAUCAACAACGAAAUGAACGUCUUGCUGAUCAACGACAUCGAUCGGCACAGAAUCGACUUAAUGAGAAUGAGCAGCGAAGGAGCAUUCGUUUAGCCAGUACGAGAGAACGUUGGAAAGAAUCCCAAGAAAAUAAGGAUGAAGAACAAAAACUUAGACGAGUCCGAAGUAUAAGUAUGCGACGUCGUCAAAAAAUAAUAGCAAAAAAACAGCAAACAGAAUCUAAUCGUUUUCACUGGCCAUCAGCAAUACCAAAUCAACUAAAAGAACGCUGUCUCCAAGAUUUUAUCAAACAAAUGUCGAUGAAUACUUUAAGAUAA